Molecule: messenger RNA, 321 nt
Organism: Penicillium atrosanguineum
Lineage: Eukaryota; Fungi; Ascomycota; Eurotiomycetes; Eurotiales; Aspergillaceae
Product: arylsulfotransferase
Exons: 2
Coding region: 1-321 (106 amino acids)
Source: RefSeq, a predicted model, not a curated record
AUGUCACUGUUCCUGAACAUGAGUCGGGGCCCGCUAAGGUGGUAUCUGUUAGCAUCUACUCCGGAUGUUGCCAAUGAGGCCCCCGGUAAGAAUACCUCUUUGGGUUCUCGCGUUCACAAUCAGGGCCAGGGCCAGGUUCAGGGUGAGACCAAAAAGAGGAGAGGAAAGGGUAAGGCAAAUGCCGACUCCAACGACUUAGUAAAGGCACUGAAUGCCGCAAAGGUCGCUGAUUCCGCGCGUCCUGUGAAGGUUUCUACUAAGUCACCGGCUGCGCCUGUUCCUGACUCUGGCUCCGAUUCUGAAGACGAAGAUUCGGAGUAA